AUGCCUGUCAACGCCACCUCGAACGGCCCAGCGUCGCUGCCGACACCAGGCCUUUCUACGGCUGCGUUGCACGCCGAUCAUCCCGAUCAUCUGAUGGAUGCCAACUAUGCGCUCGCGCCUUCGAUGAGCCUGUCGACCACGUUUCGAUCUCCUCACCCCGAGUCUGCGCACGCGAAAUUGCUCGACGAUGUAGGCAAGGGUGAAGCCGAGUUUGACAUGCAGGACCCCGAGUUCCACAUCUACUCGCGUUACUCUCAGUCGACCAACAUUCGUUGCGAAAAGGUGCUCUCGCAGAUCAUGAAGGCCAAUGCUCUGACGUACAGUUGCGGUCUCUCUGCUGCACACGCUGCCGUUCUGCACUAUGCGCCCUCGGUGAUUGCCAUUAGGCGAGGAUAUCAUGGUGUGCAUGUUUCGAUUCAGCUCUAUUGCCGUGGCCGCAACGUCAAGCUCAUCGACCUCGACGACGACUACGCUGCAGCCGUUGCUGGAGCGAGCAGUAACAGCAGCAGCAGCAGCAGCAGCAGCAGCAGCGAAGAAGCUUCCGGAAAGCAAGCCGCAGUGCAGCGAGGUGGACUGCUUGUCUGGGUCGAGACUCCGCUCAACCCUUCUGGUGAGGCAAGAGAUCUGGCUAAGUACGUGUCCAAGGCCAAAGCAGUCCCCGGGGCUCACGUUAUCGUCGACUCGACGUUUGCUCCGCCGCCUCUGCAGGACCCGUUCGAGCAGGGCGCCGACAUGGUCAUGCAUUCAGGCACCAAGUACUUUGGCGGACAUUCCGACUUGCUGUGCGGUGUUUUGGCGGUCAAAGAUAAGAAGGAGUGGGACAGUCUAUGGACGGACCGAACCUACUUUGGCGCCAACUUGGGCAGCAUGGAGGCGUAUCUGCUGUUGCGUUCGCUCCGAACGUUGACGGUGAGGGUGCAGAAGCAGUCGAAGACAGCUACGCUGCUGGCGGCGUGGCUGCACACGCUGAGCGGAUCAGGCGGCGCAGUUGCAGCAGAGGACAAAGCGUUCGCAGACGGCAAGAUCAUCGCACGCACGUACCACUCUUCCCUGCAGCCGCGCACUGACCUCGACGAUGUGGUCACCAAAGGCGCUACACCCGAAGACCCCACCUUCGACCCAUCCCACCAGAUGCCAGGUGGCCACGCCCCUACCUUUGCCUUCCGAACGGUCAAGCCCGAGUACGCCACCUUCAUCCCGCACCUUACCACCUACUUUACUCCAGCUACCUCGCUCGGUGGAGUCGAGAGUCUCCUCGAGCACCGCAUCAAGUCGGAUCCCACCGAAGACCCGAGGAUCGUUCGCGUCUCGGUUGGUCUGGAAGAGUUUGAAGACCUCCGCGCUGAUCUGAGGGCUGCCUUUAAGCGUGUCCUGGAGCGCAAC
This is a messenger RNA of Mycosarcoma maydis (corn smut), 1383 nucleotides long. RefSeq lists its product as uncharacterized. Gene Ontology annotation, molecular function: carbon-sulfur lyase activity; pyridoxal phosphate binding. Gene Ontology annotation, biological process: transsulfuration. Gene Ontology annotation, cellular component: cytoplasm. The record is from RefSeq and is a predicted model, not a curated record. Lineage: Eukaryota; Fungi; Basidiomycota; Ustilaginomycetes; Ustilaginales. The transcript has a single exon. The annotation marks the transcript as partial.